Messenger RNA from Glycine soja, 593 nucleotides. RefSeq lists its product as uncharacterized. The record is from RefSeq and is a predicted model, not a curated record. Bases 16 to 468 code for a protein of 150 amino acids. The transcript has 3 exons. NCBI's taxonomy places the organism in Eukaryota, Viridiplantae, Streptophyta, Magnoliopsida, Fabales, Fabaceae.
CAUCUAUUAUUCACCAUGUUGCAGGAUUGUUAUUGCUUAACUGUUGGAACAGUUGACGAAAUCAUUAUUGAUGCUCCAUGGAGUUAUGACAGUUGUCCUAACUGUACAACCACAUUUGAUCCAUCAAAAGGUGGCUCAGCUUGUCGUUCUUGCCAUACCAGUGUGAUCGAUACAGUUCCACGGUAUAAAUUAAAUGUUAGGAUGAAGCAUAAUGAGGACAAAGGAAACUUCCUUCUCUGGGAUGCAACAUGUAUCAAGCUGUUUGGUAAGACUGCUGGAGAAUGUCGAGAUGAGUUGAUAACGGCUGGGGAUGAUAUUAAGGUAUUUCCAACGUGUGUUGAUGAAAUCCUGUCGAAAACUUGGGCUGUCAGAUUUAAGUUCCGUUCACAAUUACGCCAAUCAUCUGUGUUGGAUGUGAGUGAAGAACUCCAUCAUAUUCAAUCAUUGAUAGCCACCCUUGGGUUGUAGGUAAUAACUAAAUAAGUUUAUCACAAUAUAAGGUCAACAACAAUAAAUGGUGUUUCUCCUGUGUUAAUAUUUUUCAUACAGGAACAAUCAAGUAAGGGAAAAAGAAUAGCUGUUGAGCCAGAAAG